Messenger RNA from Nicotiana tabacum (common tobacco), 1219 nucleotides. RefSeq names its product putative WRKY transcription factor 15. Gene Ontology annotation, biological process: regulation of DNA-templated transcription. NCBI's taxonomy places the organism in Eukaryota, Viridiplantae, Streptophyta, Magnoliopsida, Solanales, Solanaceae. The record is from RefSeq and is a predicted model, not a curated record. Gene Ontology annotation, molecular function: sequence-specific DNA binding; DNA-binding transcription factor activity.
AUGGCUGUGGAACUAAUGAUGGAUUACGGAAACACUAGGAAUUGUACGUUCGUGACCAAAUUGGAAGAAAAAGCAGUUGUACAAGAAGCUUCUUCUGGUCUUGAAAGUGUUGAGAAACUCAUCAGAUUGUUAUCUCAGACUCAGUCUCAACAAAUACAGCAUCAAAAACAGGGAUAUUUAAAGCAAAAUAACUCUCCUAUGGAAAUUGAAACGGUGGCAAAUGCUGCUGUUACAAAGUUCAAGAAGGUAAUUUCACUUCUAGAUCGAAACAGAACUGGCCAUGCUAGAUUUAGAAGAGCCCCUGUGGCUUCUUCUUCUUCUCAAAAUCCUACCAAAGAUUAUGUUGACACUAAAGUGUAUUAUCCUACUCCGAUCCAACAAAUACCUCUUGUUUCUUAUGAAAAUUAUAGUCAACAACUCCCUCUGGUUCCAAAGACCAUUAGUUUCUCUUAUUCUCCGGAGAUGUCUCGUACGAACUCGUUCAAUAUCUCAACGUUAACAGGAGAAACAGAGAGCAAGCAACAUUCUUCAUCUUCAGCUUUCCAAAUUACCAAUCUUUCUCAGGUCUCUAAUUCUGCUGGAAGGCCUCCUUUGUCUUCUUCUUCCUUGAAAAGAAAGUGCAGUUCAUCGGAAAAUGCCGUAUCUGGCAAGUGCAGUGGAUCUUCUGGCCGAUGCCAUUGUUCCAAAAGAAGGAAGUUAAGGCUGAAGAGGGUAGUUAGAGUUCCGGCAAUAAGCAUGAAGAUGGCAGAUAUACCACCUGAUGAUUACUCCUGGAGGAAAUAUGGACAGAAACCAAUUAAAGGAUCUCCACACCCAAGGGGAUACUACAAGUGUAGUAGUGUAAGAGGAUGUCCAGCACGAAAACAUGUUGAGAGAGCUUUGGAUGAUCCAACAAUGCUGAUUGUUACGUACGAAGGCGAGCAUAAUCAUUCCCUUUCAGUUGCAGAAACAAGUAGUCUCAUUUUAGAGUCUUCUUAGUUAGAACAAAUUGUAGUGAUAUUAAUAUAGCUUUAUUUGCCCUACAAAGAAGAAGGGUUUUCCUAUCAAUGUAAACUGGAGUAAUAUAUAUGUUUAGAACUAGUUGAGUCUUUAGUUCUAUCUCAAAGGAGAUUAAGCAUCGCAAUUAACUAAGUACUUUAUUCCUUGCGAAAGUGCUGGGCUUGCAUUUCGUUUUCAAUGGAUUUAAUUUUUAACAAUGUUGAUGUAAGUAAAUUUUAUA